Molecule: messenger RNA, 488 nt
Organism: Symphalangus syndactylus (siamang)
Lineage: Eukaryota; Metazoa; Chordata; Mammalia; Primates; Hylobatidae
Product: isoleucine--tRNA ligase, cytoplasmic-like
Biological process (GO): isoleucyl-tRNA aminoacylation
Molecular function (GO): isoleucine-tRNA ligase activity; aminoacyl-tRNA deacylase activity
Source: RefSeq, a predicted model, not a curated record
AUUUGUGGUGUUCAUCUCACUUGAUGUUCAAGAUCCUUCAGUAUUUGUAACUUUCCCUUUGGAAGAAGAUGAAACUAUAUCUUUAGUUGCUUGGAUAACCACUCCCUGGACUCUACCUAGUAACCUUGCUGUCUGUGUUAAUCCAGAAAUGCAAUAUGUGAAAAUUAAAGAUGUUGCCAGAGGAAGAUUACUCAUUUUAAUGGAAGCCAGAUUGUCAGCCCUCUAUAAAUUGGAGAGUGAUUAUGAGAUCCUUGAAAGAUUUCCUGGUGCCUGUCUUAAAGGCAAGAAGUACAGGCCCCUGUUUGACUAUUUCGUGAAGUGUAAAGAGAAUGGUGCUUUCACUGUGCUUGUUGACGACUAUGUGAAGGAAGAAGAAGGCACAGGGGUUGUCCACCAAGCUCCUUACUUCGGUGCUGUGAGUAGCAUAAGUCUGGCAAAUGUAUUUGAGUAUGUCGGUAGCCACUUUUCAUAGAUGCGGAGUCAUGUGU